AUUUAAAUUCAUAAGAAUCGUAAUCGUAAAUCUUUAUCCUAUAAAUUUGCCACUUCCAAUCUUCAAAUCCUGAACACUCUGCCAAACCAAUUCCACUUCAUAUCUGCAGCCAUGGCAGAUGUGGAAACAGCUUCUGGUCAACCAAAAAAGAGAACGUUCAAGAAGUUCAGCUUCAGAGGGGUUGAUUUGGACGCUCUUUUGGACAUGUCCACUGAUGAGCUCGUAAAGCUGUUCAAUGCGCGUGCUCCCAGAAGGUUUCGGAGAGGCUUGAAGAGAAAGCCUAUGGCUUUGAUCAAGAAAUUCCGCAAGGCGAAACGGGAGGCACCACCUGGUGAGAAGCCUGAGCCAGUGAGGACUCACCUUCGCAACAUGAUCAUAGUACCUGAAAUGAUUGGAAGUAUUGUUGGUGUUUACAACGGCAAAACCUUUAAUCAGGUUGAGAUUAAACCAGAAAUGAUUGGCCAUUACCUUGCUGAGUUCUCAAUCUCCUACAAGCCAGUCAGGCAUGGAAGGCCAGGUAUUGGUGCUACCCACUCUUCUAGGUUCAUUCCCCUCAAGUGAAGUUAGAUUUUGGAAUUUUCUUUUUGAGCUCUUCAUCUACUUUUAACAGAGUAUUCAUAAAUGGGAUUUUGUUGGUUUUACAUUUUGCUUAGAACUAGUCGCUAUUCUUUUAAUUUGCCAUUAUUCCUUAUUGAUAAAUUAAAAAAAAAAAAUUUAAUAAUUUAUCUGAGAUAAUGGUUCAUGAUUUUUCUGACUGUUUA
Mangifera indica (mango) is the source of this 761-nucleotide messenger RNA. RefSeq names its product 40S ribosomal protein S15-like. Gene Ontology annotation, biological process: translation; ribosomal small subunit assembly. Bases 112 to 561 code for a protein of 149 amino acids. NCBI's taxonomy places the organism in Eukaryota, Viridiplantae, Streptophyta, Magnoliopsida, Sapindales, Anacardiaceae. The record is from RefSeq and is a predicted model, not a curated record. The transcript is spliced from 4 exons. Gene Ontology annotation, cellular component: ribosome; cytosolic small ribosomal subunit. Gene Ontology annotation, molecular function: structural constituent of ribosome; RNA binding.